Molecule: messenger RNA, 3630 nt
Organism: Solanum pennellii
Lineage: Eukaryota; Viridiplantae; Streptophyta; Magnoliopsida; Solanales; Solanaceae
Exons: 8
Coding region: 1-3630 (1209 amino acids)
Molecular function (GO): helicase activity
Source: RefSeq, a predicted model, not a curated record
AUGUCAACAACAACAAAAGAGAAGAAGAAACCAAUUCAUGGCUUAGUGAAUUUGGUGUUUUCUUGGUCUUUAAGAGAUGUACUCAACAAAAAUCUUUACAAAGACAAGGUGAAAGAAAUACCAGUGAAAUUCGUGUCGAUUGAUCAUUACUUGAAGUCAUACAUUACUCCACUAGUUGAAGAAACACAUGCUGAUUUGCUCUCAUGUAUCUCCACAGUAUCGCAUGCCCCUUACGUUGAGGUUCUUGAUGUUGUAACAUCAAGAAAGUUUGAGGCUCCCAAACAUCUAUAUUACGAAAUUUUGAUUAAGAGAGCUAAAGAGGGAGAGAAAAGUAAAACAGAAUACAAACCAGAGAAUGGAGAUUUGAUUGCAUUAUCAGAUGUGAGACCACGAAGAAUCGAUGAUCUGAACAGACCUGAGAGAUCUUUUCUCAUUGCCAUAGUUCAAAACAUGGAUGAUGAAGAUGAUGAAGACGAUGGAGUCUGGACACCUAUACUGUCUUCAAAUCUUAUUCCAUUUCAGCAACAAGACAAUGAAAAGGGUGAACAAGGGGGCAAGCUUUUUGUGGUUUAUCUGUCUAAUUUGACAACAAAUAUUCGAAUAUGGAAUGCUUUGCAUUUAGAUCCUGAUAACGCAAAUCGAAAGAUCAUUGGGACUGUGUUGCAAAGUGAUGUAGCUAAUGUAAGUUAUCGGUUAUGUGGUGAAGUAGACUGCACAGAUUGCUCUGACAGAGAAACUAAAACUGAUGUUUCUAUCAUUCAGUCCUUUGGUCUAGAUGAUGCUCAACGAGAGGCUAUUCUAAGUUGUAUCGCAACAAGGGAAUGUGAUCACCGGAAUAUGGUUAAGCUAAUUUGGGGUCCUCCAGGAACCGGGAAGACUAAAACAGUUGCCUCCUUACUAUAUGUUCUGUUAAAGAUGAAAUGCAGAACUUUGACAUGUGCGCCUACGAACAUUGCUGUUUUGGGAGUUGCAAAGAGGUUGAUGCAGCAUGUACAAGACGGUCUUGAAUAUGACACGUAUGGUUUAGGAGACGUUGUUUUAUUUGGAAAUGGUGAAAGAAUGAAGAUCGGUGAUCAUGAAGAUCUGUUUGAUGUGUUUCUUGAGUACCGCGUUGAUGUUCUUGCCAGCUGCCUGUCAUCAAAAGAUGGAUGGAAAAGUAGUGUACAAUCCAUGAUAUGUUUGCUCGAGGAUCCUAAAGAGCACUACCGUAAGUACUUAGAAAAAGAUGAAAAUAAGGAACAUGACACAAGUGAUGAUGAAGAGGAAGUAGAAGGUAACAUUACCAGUGAACAAUCUAGCUUGAGCAACAAAGAUGGGAAGAUCAAUGCUCAUGGAUUAGUAGAUAAGCAUACGAAGAAUAAGUUGUGGAGUAAAUUUGUUCUUGAACCCUUAAAGGAGAACAAGAAGAAGGCUUCAAAAGAUAAAAAAAGUUCUCAACGGAGGAACAACUCGAGAGCAGAAGGGGAUUCAAGUAACAAAGAAGCCAAUGUUUUGACAUUUGAGAAGUUUGUUAUCAAAGAAUUGAAAUGGUUCAUUAACCAUUUAUUGUUUUGUCUGCCAAGUUUGUAUACACAUGUACCUACUUCCGACAUGCCACUAGAAACGGCUAAUGUAAUGUUCAGGCUUCUUAAGAAUCUGCAAACUCUUAAAACAUUGUUUGCUACUACAGAAACAUUUGAAAGAUAUAAGGAAGUGCUUCUUGGUAUUGAUACAACAAAUAAGGCGAGGCGUUUUGCUAACUUGUAUGAAAGUAAAACAGAAUGCCUUGAAAUGUUGAAAUUCCUUAACGAGCAUCUCUCUCUUCCAACUUUCAGUAAGUAUUUUAAGCCCCCUAUUCGGCGUUUUUGUCUCAAAGGUGCAUGCUUGAUUUUCUGCACGGCGUCUAGCUCAUCAAAACUGAACAUGCAAGGAAUGUCACCACUGGAGAUGGUGGUAAUUGAUGAAGCUGCUCAACUGAAAGAAUCUGAAUCCACUAUUCCGUUACAACUCCCUGGUCUACGUCAUGCUUUACUCAUCGGAGAUGAAAAACAAUUGCCUGCUAUGGUUCAGAGCAAGAUUUGCCAGAAGGCUGAAUUCGGGAGGAGCUUAUUCGAGAGGCUGGUAAUAUUAGGACACAAGAAGCAACUUCUUAAUGUUCAAUAUAGGAUGCAUCCAAAAAUAAGUCUGUUCCCAAACAAUGAGUUCUAUCAUAAGAAAAUUAUGGAUGGUCCUAAUGUGAAAGGUGAAAAAUAUGAGAAGAGAUUUCUUACCGGAGAUAUUUUUGGCUCGUAUUCCUUUAUCAACGUAAGUAAUGGAAAUGAAGAGCAAGAUGAAAGACACAGCACGAGAAAUAAAGCAGAAGCUUUCGUUGUAGCCGAGAUAGUUUUCAACCUUCAUAAAGAAUCCAUCUCAUUGAAACAAAAAGUUCGUGUUGGUUGUAUAUCUCCUUACAAGGCUCAAGUUUUUGCUAUCCAACAAAUUCUUGGAAAGAAAUAUAGUACAGAUAUAAAGAGUGACUUCUCUGUGAAUGUACGUUCUGUUGAUGGUUUUCAAGGCGGUGAAGAGGAUGUUAUAAUUAUCUCUACUGUUCGUUGUAAUGGCAAUGGAUCGGUUGGUUUUCUUUCUAAUCUUCAGAGAGCAAACGUAGCAUUGACACGAGCAAGGUACUGUCUUUGGAUAUUGGGAAAUGGAACAACUUUGGUUAAUAGUGGUUCCAUAUGGAAGAAUUUGGUCAUUGACGCCAAGGCUCGUGGUUGUUACUUUGAUGUUACUGAUGAUAAACGAUUGAAUCAAGGAACUUUGAACGCGACUAUUGAAUGUCAGCAUAAAGAAACAUUACUCAUAACAGACUCCCCUUUAUUCCAAACAGUGAAGUGGAAGGUUAUAUUUAGUGAGAAUUUCACUAAAUCCAUUGCCAGAAUCAAGGAUGCUGAGAUAAGUAAAGAAGUGAAUACUCUUGUAGAGAAGCUUUCGAGUGGUUGGCGUAACUCAGAAAAGAACAACAGGUUCAACAACAAGAGAGGAAAUUCCUCUGUACUGUUGGAGGUCUACAAUGUAAAGCACCUAAAGUUGAUUUGGACAAUCGAUAUUGUGAAACAGAACUCGAGAUAUCUUCAAGUGCUAAAGAUAUGGGACAUUUUACCAGGAUAUUAUAUACCAAAGUUGGCAAAGGAUCUUGACAUCCAUUUUGGUCAAUAUACAGUUGAUAUGAUGAAUCGUUGCAAAUACAAACGUGUGGAACGAAACAUUGCAUUUCCAAUGACUUGGCUAAUUGAUGGAAGUGUUAUCUCAACAAGAAGCUCAGCUAAUAGAGAUCGAAACGACAACUUGCCACGUCAAUUGGAAGCAAUGAGUUUGAGGGAUGAACCAGGAUCUUCAAGACAAACUUUGAUUUGUGCUCCUACGAACAUUGCUGUGUUGGGUGUUACAAAGAGGCUGAUGCAACAGGUACGAGAUGGUCUGGUAUUUGACACAUAUGGUUUAGGGGACAUCAUUUUAUUUGGUAAUGCAAAAAGAAUGAACAUUGAUGAUCAUGAAGAUCUGUUUGAUGUAUUUCUUAAUAGUCGUGUUCGUAUUGUUGCUUCUUGCUUGUCUCCUAUUCAUGGAUGGAGAAGUGCUAAGGCGAGGCGUUUUGCUUAUUCGAGAGGCUAG